Messenger RNA from Penicillium macrosclerotiorum, 399 nucleotides. RefSeq lists its product as uncharacterized. The record is from RefSeq and is a predicted model, not a curated record. NCBI's taxonomy places the organism in Eukaryota, Fungi, Ascomycota, Eurotiomycetes, Eurotiales, Aspergillaceae. The transcript is spliced from 2 exons. Bases 1 to 399 code for a protein of 132 amino acids.
AUGCAAAUAUCACAGCUUUUCACUGCCCUGUUGGUAAUGGGUCUCGUCUCAGCCGCACCCACCGACGAGUCCCAGCUCGUGGAGCGAACCUGUUCCGGUGGCAAGAAAUGGGGUGAAAAUCUCAAUUCCGCCGUUGAUCAGGCAGGAAGAUGGUGCGAGGGAGACGGGGGUAGUGAAAGCUAUCGCGCUGGUCAGACUAAGUACGGCUGCUACAAUUUGCCUUUCGGCGAAAACAAGGCCGAGUUUUGGAUUCAGCGCAAGGCCACUACUGGAGGCAGUCUUACCUCACCUCAGUGUAAUGGGUAUAUGCAGGAGCAGAUCAAUAACUGCGAGAGCGGUGGUUCCGGCGAAAGGAAUGGGUGGUAUUUCCGAGCUGAUGUCAAUGCGGGCCGUUGUUAG